This is a messenger RNA of Cylicostephanus goldi, 357 nucleotides long. NCBI's taxonomy places the organism in Eukaryota, Metazoa, Nematoda, Chromadorea, Rhabditida, Strongylidae. The record is from the annotation of a GenBank genome assembly.
AUGAAGCUUAACUUCGCCAAUCCGGCGACCGGACAGCAAAAACUGGUAGAAGUCGAAGAUGAGAAGAAGCUUCGUAUAUUUUACGAUAAGCGUAUGGCCCAAGAAGUUGAGAUCGAUAGUCUCGGUGAUGAAUGGAAGGGCUACAUUGUCCGUAUCACCGGAGGAAAUGAUAAGCAAGGUUUCCCCAUGAAGCAAGGAGUACUCACCAACGGACGUGUGCGUCUUCUGCUCUCCAAGGGUGAUUCAUGCUAUCGCCCAAGGAAAGCCGGAGAGAGGAAGAGGAAGUCUGUGCGCGGUUGCAUUGUUGAUGCUAACCUAUCAGUACUCUCCUUGGUUGUUGUGAAGAAGGGUAAGUGA